UCUGCGACAAUUGGUUGCUGGAUCAGAGCUUGUAUCGCCUCGGCAUACCAGGCGAUUCCUGUUCCCAGCCGCAUUACUGCUCACUCCACACGGAGUGCUGCUACCUCGGCGGCCUGGGCAACUCAGGCUUCCCUUGAGGAGGUCUGCUGGGUGGCCACCUGGUCCACCCCCUCACCAUUUAUUUGCCAUUACAAGUUAGAUGUUUUUGCUUCUGCUGAAGCGUCAUUUGGCAGGAAGGUUUUACAACAGGUGCACCAAGCAGGGGUCUCUCCAGGCCCUUCGGCAUCCCGCCCUUAGGACUGCCAAAACUUUGGUAUGUCCUAUGUCUGGACAGUGUCACAACCAAUUAAGGAAAUUGGGCAUUGGUCUUAUCUUGAAUACCGAAUUUCUUAAGAGUUGUGGCAUCGUCCUGCCGCUCCCUCUGUCUCAGGGCCUGUACAGUUUGUUUCUUAAUGUUCAAGGAGUUUAUUUUCCAGUUGUCCUGUUGGACCGGUUUCUAUCUCUGAUGGUGUUGGUUCCUGUUGGAGAUCUUUCUUGUGGCCCUUCUUCGCCGAAACUGAGCCUGAAAGGGAGGAGCAAGGGGUGUGGUCAAAAAACUAUGACUCAGCAAGCAGCAGAUCCAACUGAAGCAACCCAUGUCUGGACGAUGUCUGGACAAUGCCACAACUCUUAAGAAAUUCGGCAUUCAAGGUGCUCCAGAUGGAAAAGGUCACAUGAAUCAAUAGUUACGUGUACGUGUGCCUAUUGACUCAAAUUGUUGCCAUCACAUCUAGUUCUUUCCAAAUAUAUCAGUCCUGCCCUGCCAGAGAGGGCUGCUGUGCCGGAAAGAUGAAUGUGGGCACAGCUCACAGCGAAGUGAACCCAAAUACCCGAGUCAUGAACAGCCGCGGCAUCUGGCUCUCCUACAUCUUGGGAAUUGGCCUCCUGCAUGUGAUUUUGCUCAGCAUUCCUUUCUUCAGUGUCCCUGUUGUCUGGACUCUAACCAACCUCAUUCACAACAUGAGUAUGUACAUCUUCUUACACACUGUGAAAGGAACGCCGUUUGAGACUCCCGAUCAGGGGAAGGCACGGCUGCUCACUCACUGGGAACAGAUGGACUACGGAGUGCAGUUCACAGCUUCUCGCAAAUUCUUGACUAUCACACCAAUUGUACUUUAUUUUCUUACCAGUUUCUACACAAAAUAUGACCGGCUACAUUUCAUCAUCAACACCAUCUCUUUGAUGAGCGUCUUGAUCCCCAAGUUGCCUCAGCUGCAUGGUGUCCGUAUCUUUGGAAUCAACAAGCUCAGUUUCGACGAAGGAAGGCCACAAGAAGGAUCUCCAACAGGAACCAUCAUUGUCAGGAAUAAAAACCAGUCCAACGGGACAACUGGAAAAAAACUCCUUAAACAAGAACAAUAAACUGUACAGAGGGAGGGGCUGGACAAUGUCACCCCUAAUCAAGAAAUCUGGCAUUUAAGGUAAGACCAAUGCCCAAUUUCCUUGAUGAGGGUGUGACAUUGUCCAGAUGAGGGACAUACCAAAGUUUUGGCAGUCUUAAGGGCGGGAUGUCGAAGAGCCUGGAGAGACCCCUGCAUGAUGCACCUGCUGCAAAACCCUCCUGCCAAAUGACGUUUCAGCAGAAGCAAAAACAUCUAUCUUGUAGUGACGUAUGAAUGGCGAGGGAGUAGACCAGGUGACCGCCCUACAGACCUCCUCAAGGGAGGCCUGGGUCGCCCAAGCUGCUGAAGUAGCAGCACUCCGAGUGGAGUGGGCAGUAAUGCGACUGGGAACAGGGAUCACCUGAUAUGCCGAGGCAAUGCAAGCCCUGAUCCAGCGACCAAUCGUAGCAGAAGAGACCUUGUGCCCUUGGUAAAAGGAAACAAGGCCUCGGAUUUUCUGAAAGGGGCAGUCCUUUUGAUAUAAAUCUUUAGAGCCCUCCGCACAUCUAAGGUAUGCCACCUUCACUCCAAGGUAUGAGAGGGCCGUGGACAGAAAUUGAAGAGAAUAACCUCCUGGGCCCUGUGAAAAAGGGAAUUAACCUUAGGAAUAAAUGAGGGGUCCAAUCUCAAAAUAACUGUUUCCGGCUGGAAGACACAGAGAUCCUCCCUAACCAAGAGGGCUGCCAGCUCCAAAAUGCGACGGGCUGAUGUUAUGGCUAUGAGGAAGGCUACUUUAAGGGUGAGGAAACGAAGGUGGAUUGUGUGGAGGGACUCAAAGGGAGUCUCAGUUAAUGCAUUAAGGACCUUGGGCAAAUCCCAAGUAAGAUAUCUAUGAAUUGAGGAGGGCCAUAAGAGCCUGGCUCCUCACAGGAACUUUUUUAUCACAGGGUGCUGAGUGAGUAGUUGUCCAGAUGGACUGGACAAGGCCGUAGACAGAGCCGCCACAUGUCUCCGAAGGGUGCUAUGAGCCAGGCCACAGUCAAACCCAUCUCGGAGGAACUCCAGGAUCUGGGAAGGCGAGGGUGAAACAGGAUCUAUCUGUCGGGAUUGACACCUAUAAAAGGCGAGCCAGGUGAUAUUGUAGAGUCUGACUGUGGAUCUACGUCUGCAGGCUUGAACAAUGUGAAUCACUCUAUCCAAAUAAUUGUCCCGCUUUAGACAGGCCCCUUCAAGUGUCAUGCAGUCAGUUGGAGCCACUGAGGGUCCGGAUGAAGAAGGGUUCCCUGACGCAGCACAAUCUUGUCUGGUGAAAUCCUCCAAGGGUGAGAUGUGGAGAGACCGACUAGGUCUGCGAACCACGGACGGCGUGGCCAGUGUGGAGCCACAAGGAUAAUUUCUGCCCUGUCGGUGAUGACCUUCCGAAUCAGAGGCAGCGGCAGGAAGGCGUAGUGAAGCCCUGGCAGCCAGGUGAGAUGAAGAGCGUUGACCCUUUCCGCUCCCGGCGUCGGGAACCUCGAGAAGAAGCGAGGAAGUUGGGUGUUCAGGUUCGUGGCAAAGAGAUCUAUGGCUGGAAUGCCGAACCUGUUGCACAUCUGUUGGAAUAUGUCGAGAUGGAUCUGCCAUUCGCUGUUGUCCACCUUAGUCCUGCUUAGGAAAUCUGCUUGUGUGUUUUCCGUCCCCACUAUGUGGUCUGUUCUGAUGGAGAGGAGAUGUUGCUCUGCCCACUUGCCUAGGCGAAAUGAUUCCUCCAUGAGACGCUUCGAGUGGGUACUCCCCUGAUGGUUGACAUGUGCCUUCGCUGCCAUAUUGUCUGUCAACACCAGAACAUGGCGGUUUAGCACAAACCAUUGAAAUUGCGUGAAAGUGAGAUGAAUGGCCUUCAGCUCCAGCCAGUUGAUAGGGUUGGUGAGAUCGGAGGCAGACCAACAGUCCUGAGCUAAGUGCGAUGCGAGAUGAGCCCCCCAUCCAUGGAGGCUGGCAUCUGUAGUGAGUACAAGUCGGUCGUGAUUCAUGAAGAGGCACCCCUUGUCUAUAGAAGGCAAUGUCCACCAAUAUAGUGAUCGCCUGACUGAGAGUGGAACUUUGAUUGACGACAUGGUGUGAGCCUGGCGUUUCCGUUGAAAGGGAAGCAGGAACCACUGCAAGUGGCGGGCGUGAAGGUGCUCCCAUGGAACGAUCUGAACGCAGGAAACCAUCUUGCCCAGGAGCUUGGAUAAAGUGGCCAACGGAACUGAUGGGCUUUUGCGAAUAUGAGUCACUAGGUCCCUGAUGUCGGACCGCCGUUCCAUGGUCAGGUAGACGGUCCCUUGACCUGCAUCUAUGAUGGCGCCAAGAUGGGUGAUCCUGGUGACUGGCACUAACUGACUCUUUUUGUAGUUGACCAGGAACCCAUGAUCGUUCAAGGUUCAGAUCGUGAGGUUCAAGUCGUGUAAGGCUUGUUCCUGAGAGUGAGCCUGAAUUAGAAUAUCGUCCAGGUAAGCCUGGAGCCUUACCGGUUUUUGUCUCAGGUGAGGUGCCGCGACCGCCAGGACCUUUGUGAAUACUCUUGGUGCAGAUGCCAGCCUGAAGGAAAGAGCCCGGUAUUGGAAAUGCUUUCCUGCAUAGCUGAAUCGGAGAUACUGUCGAUGCUUUGGCAGGAUGGGAAUGUGAAGGUAAGCCUCCAUGAGGUCUAUGGAAACUAGAAAAUCAUUGGGACGAAUCCCUUGAAGAAUAGAGGUUAGUGAACAUAUUUUGAAUCUGCGAUACACUAUGUGUGAGUUGAGAUUUUUUAAAUCCAGAAUGGCUCUCCACCUCCCCAACCGCUUCGGAACUACGAACAGGAUGGAGUAAUACCCCUGUUUCCAUUGAUCGUGGGGGACCUCCUUUAUGGCGUGUAUCUGCAGGAGGUGCUGAACAGCCUGGUUCAUUAAUUGACGUCUGGAUUUGCUUUUGGAAGGUGGACAUUGAAGAAAGCGGGUUGGAGGUUUGGAGAGGAAUUCCAGGGGGAGACCAAAUUUCACUACUGAAAGCACCCAGAGGUCUGAUGUUGACCUUUCCCACCUGUCCGCAAAGAGGGACAGGCGACCCCCUAUUGGAAGAUUUGGCGGUGAGUCACGACCGUGGGACUGACGGUAGCCAGAGCCCCGAAAAGACCGCUUGGGCUGGAAUUGCCUGUUCCUGUCCCGAAAAUAUUGACUGUCCGAAGACCUAUAGGAUCCCUGAAGAUAUUCCUGCCUGGAGAGACUUCCUUGGGAGUAGGAACGAAAGGAAGGUCUCCUGUAAUAUGGAGAGGACCUUCUUUCAGCCCGUUUGAAUGAUGAAGGCAAAAUCUUUCGCUUUUUCUCGGGUCUCUACAAGAAGAGGAUUAAGUGAUUCGCCAAAUAAUUUUUCUGCAGAAUAUGGAGCUGCAGCUAAGCGCCAUUUGGCCUUAAGGUCAGCAGACCACUGGCGAAGCCAGAGCAUCCUGCGGGCUGAAACUCUAGAGGCAAAUUUGGCCAAAUUCAAGGUUGCAUCAGCUGAAAAUUGAGUGGCAGCAAUGAUUUUAUUGAUAUCCUGAUGGAGGUGAACCUCACUGGGGGGUACCCUUGCCUGUAGCUAUUGAAGCCAAAGGAUGGUAGUUCUGUUAAAAAAUUAGGCUGAUGAAGCUGAUUGAAUUGCCCAUGCUGAAGCCUGAUGGUUCUUUUUAAAAAGAAAUUCCAAUUUUUUGUCUUCUGGCCUUAGACCUUCAGAGGUAUCCCCUGCUACAUAUGAAGAAGAAGAGGAAAGGGCUGCUACAGGGCUGUCCACUGAGGGAACUUGUAAGAGUUGAGCAAACUUUGGAGCAACCGCAUAAUAUUUCUUAUCUGAACCAUGUGCAAAUGCCAUGGUUGCAGGUCCAGCCCACUGUUUUUUUACUAUGUCUAUGAAUAGUUGUGGAGUUGGCACAUAACACAGAUCGGGGGGGGGGCUCAGAAAAAAGCCCCCGUAAUCCACCCUGCUGGGCCUCCUGAAUUUCUCUAAAAUAUUCAUCUUCCUUUAAGGCAGCUGUUAAGCGAGUCUUAUGCAAUAAAACUUGAAUUUAUUAGGGGGAAAUAAACCUGUAAAGGCAGGUUGAUCUUGAAUUAUCCCCUCAUCAUCUGAUAGGUCAGAAUGUCACUCUUCCUCAAACACAAGGGCUUUACUAGCUCUGGAGGCUGCAGGAGAAUGAGAACCAGUAUGGUUGACUGCAGGGGAAAUUCUAAUAUGGGCAGAACGCUCUGAAAUAACAGAACCAGAGUGGUGACCAUGAAUGUUAGCUACCAUUCGAGAAGCAACAGCCUGAUCAAUCAGAAUCCUCAAUCCUUCUGGUAUAUUUUUAAGAGGAUCUUCAGAAGUUAGCACAGGCAUAGGGGAAUCUCUUGUAGAAGCAACUGCUGCCACAUGCUCACCAAAUUCAGGAAUUGUAGGAGUUAAUAAUUGGCUUGCAAAAGGGUCUUGUAAGGUGCUUUGUUCUUGCUGAAGAACAUUACCCUCUCCCUUCGAUGACCAAGCCUGGCUAACAGUUGAAAUGGGAGGAGGGGGGGUAGAUGGGGGAGGAGAAACCUCCUUACCAGGCACAGUUGCAGGAACCUCGCUAAUUUGCUUCUCUGAGGAUUUAUGCCUCUUUGCUAAAUCCUUUUCCCCUGCUUUGGAAGGGUGCUUGCGUUUGGAAGUUGAUUUCUUCCCAGUGGACAUAGUAUUUCCCUCCCCUUGGGAAGAACGAUCCGCCAUCUUUAGUAUACUCACUGCGACCAAGAUGUCGACUGGAGAAAGAUUUAGUUUCACUUUCGGCGCGUUGGUUGAAAACAAGAUGGCGACGACUCUGGCAUUAAACGCGAUGGUUGCCAGGUCACACUGAGCAGGAUCAACUCUGCUCCAGAGGUAACUGUCUAGGAAAGCCUAGAAACAGACCUCUUCAGUGCCUCUACAGCCACAAUAAAAUUGCUGGCUGGAAAUGCCACAGGGAGAGGCAAGGAUAAAAACUGCCACUCUCCUCAAACUCCAUUGGUGGUAAAAGGGAAAGAAAUUGUGAUUUCAAACCUCUACAGACUCGUUGAUGGCAAAGCGGCAAAAAAACACUUCAAAGGAGCCACGGCGCUUCAAAUAACCGCCCUACAGCUGAUCGGCGGUUUCGGGAUAGCUGCGGCAUGGGCGGCGGCCGGAUUUAGCGAUCCUGAUUCAGAAACCAGGAAAUAGCUCUUCUUGUUGGUGGUAUUGUGGUCUAAGCCCCCUUAGACAAUCGUUGGUGGGACAGAGCAGAAAAAACCCCACCAAAACAAGGAGGGAAUAAGGAAAAAAGUUCCCUUUUAAAAUGGGGCUUCCAAAAUUAUUAUUAUUAUUAUUAUUAUUAUUUAUUGUAUUUCUAUACCGCCCUUCUCCCGAAGGACUCAGGGCGGUGAACAGAAUAAGAUUUCAUAUACAUAUAAUAUUUAUAUAUAUAUAUAAACAGUAAAUAAUAAAUUGAGUCAACUUAGUGUAUCUGCUAAGAUCUUGGCAUAGAAUUUAGAUGUUUAUGGCCACCGCAGGAGUGAAGCAAAGCCUGGAAACCCAGGUUGCUCCAGCAAAGCAAGACCGGCAGGCUACAAGAGGGGAGGAAAAAAAAUAAUAAGUGGUCAAAAAGACUUACAAAUACUGUGAUAUUGAACAGACCUGAGCUGUAGAGCCAGAUCUGUAGGAGAUGUUUCUCUCAGGCCGACUGAGUCUAAACUGAGCCUGAAAGGAGAGGAGCAAGGAGAGUGGUCAAAAAUUAUGACUCAGCCAGCGUCAGAUCCGACUGAUACAACCCUCAUCUGGACAAUGUCACACCCUCAUCAAGGAAAUUUGUGUUGGCUCUCUCAGAGGGAUUAAGGAUCAAUUUUUCAUCAAUUUUACUCACAUGUCUGUAUGAAGAAUUACUCUGUAUAAUUUGUACUUAACACCCUCAGACAGAGAGUUAUAGAAUAAUUCAACCAGACCCUAAGGAACACAUUAAAGAAAUAUACAGCAGAAGAUCCUAAAUAUUAGGGCAUAUAAUUGCCUUAUCUAUUAUUUGCAUAUAGGGAAAUUCCUCAGGCUUCCCCUGGUUUCAGUCCCUUUGAGCUUUUUAUGUGUUGGAUGACCCAGUGGAAUCUUAGAUACAUAAGAGAAAGCUGGACAAAAAGAGUGGAAGGUUCUAAGAAUAUUGUGUCAUAUAGUUUGACCCACAAUAAGGAGAAGUUGGCAAAGGCUCUGGAUGAGACUACAGAGUUCCCAUCCCUGAUUAAAGAAAUUUCAACCAGUGCAUUCAGGCUCAUUGGCUGCUGACUGAGCGCCAAAUAUUUCCCAGUGACCAUUGCCAUACUAUGUGUAUACUACUACUGCUUCCCUGCUUUAGAUUGCCCACCUAAAGCUAUUGUUUGUUGGGGUGGGCCAAAAAUAUUUUGCCACCUAAGAUAAAUGACAAGACUGCCUCCAUCCAAAUUCCAUGUAGCAACAGGAUUGGCAUUUGAAUCCUAUGUGACAAUGAGAAUGAGGUCAUCCUGAUGUCCUGGCAAAUUACGGUACUUCAUGAUGGGCUUCAGGACAGUUCAGGACACACAUAGCUAAGUUUUCCAACUGCAUAAGGAAAAUAGAAGGGAUGGAGCUUAGAAGAAUUUCCACUGAUACCAAACAAAGCUUGACUGAUUGACUUGGGCAGUCCUGCUAUGCAUUAUUGCAUACAAAAAAGUUCAAAGAACCAUGUAGCACUUCUGGAGAUCUAGAAAUAGGAGGGUGGGGGGGACUCAGCUGGAUGCUUUCUCCAAUUUACUUAAUACACUUGCAAUAGUACAGUACUAUGUUCUCUAGGGGCUAACAGUCUGAUAUCUACUCGAUGUGAUGGAAUAUAGGCUUCCUUUUAGAUUUAGACUAUACUUCACAAGAAUAUAAUAUAAAACAAUAGAAAAAAAUAUUUUUAAAGUAUGAUAAGCAUUUUAGGAAGGCAAAGGUAGCUGAGGCUAUCACAAACUGAAAUUUAUGAGAUGUGUAUGGAUUGUUCUUUAAUUAUAGUGAAAUAAUGUUUUGCAUUGAUAUGCCAUUAUCUCUGAAAUUCAAUUUUUAGAAUGAGCGUGUGAAUGUUAUUUUAAAUUAGUUUUAUUCAGUUUCACACUGAACAUCUUUGCAAUGAAUGUAGAUUUAUACAUACAGCUAUAUUGUUUCCCUUCCUUCCCUUCAUCUAUCCUGUCCUAUCCUAUUCCAGCUUACCCUACCCUACCCUACCCUACCCUAUCCUAUCCUAUCCUAUCCUAUCUGGAUUUGACCUUAAUUUGUUGUGUAGUGAAGAAAUCUUUCAUCUGGAAAACUUUCUAAAACAAAGUGUGAAUAUUAUUUUUAUGAGUCCUUUCUACAGUAUUCUAAGACCAACUAAUAAAACAAAAAUCAGUAUUCAUGUAA
This is a messenger RNA of Pantherophis guttatus, 8726 nucleotides long. The record is from RefSeq and is a predicted model, not a curated record. Lineage: Eukaryota; Metazoa; Chordata; Lepidosauria; Squamata; Colubridae.